Messenger RNA from Mycena citricolor, 903 nucleotides. The record is from the annotation of a GenBank genome assembly. Lineage: Eukaryota; Fungi; Basidiomycota; Agaricomycetes; Agaricales; Mycenaceae.
AUGUCUCUCCUUGAACUAGUGCUCGUCGGCGGUGAGCCCGCUCGCGCGUAUGAUCUCCUACCAUCCACAGUCUUCUCCGCCGCCUACGCUCUCCUCGUGCCCUUCACGCUCUCCCGCUACGCUUUCAAGCGCUCCCGUUCCACGAUUCAGAGCAGCCUAUCGAUGCUGUUUGCCUUCCGCGCUGCACUAUGCGUCCAUCCCGAGAGCGUCAAUCGCGACUCGUUGAAUGAAUAUACCCAGAUCUCCUUUGUGCUGGGAUACCUCAGCUUGCCCGACUCCCUGAUAGGAGUGAUCCGUACUGUGCUCGUCAAUGCGACUAGGCCGCCGCCAAAACACGGCGCUGGAUCCCCGCCACACGUCCCUCCCAAACUCACCUCCGCCAAUGCCUCUGGAUGGAAGGGCUCAAGGGACACUGCUCCCACGGACCGCGCGACGCUCCGUUUUUGGUUCCGCCGUUGGUCGAACGUUUUGACUGUCGUCUUCUGCGCCAGUCUCCUCAUCUCAGCAAUGGCAGGAAAGUGCGCGGCCAGCCAGACUCCUCGGUACUUAAGAUACGCCAGCACCGUCUCCUCGCUCGUGAUCGUCUUCUCAGAGCAGGCGAUCUUACUCUGGGCCGCUUGGAAGGUCCCCCGCGUUGACCUGCGCGCAGUACGAUAUCUGUCGACGUUGGUUGCGAUUUUGUGGUCUCCCACUAUAUACCGUGUGGCCGUCCUGUCCUCAGCCGCGGACCAGAACAGCGCAAGCGCGAAGGCGGCCUUCUACAUCUUUCAAGUCAUGGCCGAGUGGUCGGUGGCUUGCGUUCUCUGCGUGUCAGAUGUCAGGCAGAUUUGCAAUCUCGGAUUACAGGGCGAUGUUCGCUUUUGGGACGAAACGCCGGCCGCAAAAGUCACAGGGCUUACUUAG